UGGCCGUGCAAGCAACCCUUGUCACGCGCAGUGACACACGCACGCGCACAAACACCCCCUCGGUGUCUGUGAUGCGGUCCCACACAGUCCCACAUCCAGCGGGCGGACGGAGCGAGUAGUCAGGACUAAUUGACGAACUAACAGCCGUAGAAGCUGUCGCUGUUAUAUCUAGAUUAAAAGCGACUUCUUCGUGAUACUGAGGAAGUUAAAAGCUCUCACUCUGAGCUGUAGAGGAACUUUCUGGAGACAAAGUAUGGAGUUUUUCUUUUGACAGCUGCUCCGCUGCCAGACUGACAAACACCAGUGACCGGGAGGUGAGCUGUCACCAUCCAUUCAGCUGCCAGAUGACUGACCGGCCCUCCAGCCGAGCAUCCUGACUGUCUCUGCCUCCGUUUGUGAGUCUAAAUGUCCACAAUGACUUGCAGGGGACUUGAAUGGCGAAUCCCCUGCUGACGCCUCAGAUCACCAGAUUUCUCCCCCGACUGCCUCCUGUCCUGACAGCCUUGGUGUUAAACGUUUCUCUGGAGCCCCCUCCCUGUUGAAUCUGUCGCCAUGGCUAGUCUGGUGCUCAAUGAGACUGGAAUGGAGGACUGUGGCAUUGAUGACUCCUUCAAGUACGACUUGUACUCGGUGGUCUACAGUGUGGUCUUUGUCUUAGGACUCAUCACCAACUGUGCAGCCCUUUUUGUGUUCUGCUUCCGGAUGAAGAUGCGCAAUGAGACCACAAUGUUUAUGACUAAUUUAGCGCUAUCAGAUUUAGUAUUUGUUUUCACGCUCCCAUUCAAAGUCUUCUACAAUGUGAACCGCCACUGGCCAUUUGGAGACGGACUGUGUAAGGUAUCAGGAACAGCCUUCAUCACCAACAUCUAUGGCAGCAUGCUCUUCCUCACCUGCAUCAGCGUGGACCGUUUCUUGGCUAUAGUCUACCCUUUUCGCUCCCGCUCCAUUCGCACGCGCAGGAACGCAGCGCUGGUGUGUGCCGCUGUUUGGUUGACCAUUGUGGGAGGAGGAAUAUCAGUGACCUUCUUCUCUACGAUUAACAGCACAAACAGAGCCACAACAUGCUUCGAGGGCUUCUCCAAGAGCACCUGGAAGACUUACCUGUCCAAAAUUACCAUCUUUAUUGAGAUUGUGGGCUUCCUAAUCCCCCUUCUGGCCAACUUGGUAUGUUCCUCGCUUGUCCUGCGGACUCUGCGGCGUCCAGUAACCGUAGGUCAUGGCUGUGACAGUAAGAGACGUGUCCUGAGGAUGAUUUUGGUCCACUUGGCCAUCUUUAUCAUCUGCUUUGUCCCUUAUAACUCUAUCCUCUUCCUGUAUGCCCUGGUGCGGACCCAGGCUCUGGCUAGCUGUGCUAUAGAGCGCUUUGCCCGGACUCUCUACCCAAUCACUCUGUGCCUAGCCAGCCUCAACUGCUGCCUGGAUCCUGUAGUCUAUUACUUCACCUCAGAGAGCUUCCAGAAAAGCUUGACCAUGGGAGGUAAAGGGCCCGGCUCCCGUCCUGAGAGUAUUCCCCGCAGUGACACUGAAAAUCAGGACAUAGCGAACACCCUCCCAAGAGACACACACACUCUGGCCAGCAAUGGGAAGGACUCAAAAACAGCAGAAAGUCAGCUCUGACUCAGCAGGAAAUAAGGGAGGUAAAGAAGGACACGUUGGGUUCGACGGGAGCCCUGAAUUGGAAAAAUAAAGCGAUCAGCUGUUGGGUCCUGGAAGUGACAAACACAUAACUCAGCAGAUUAGUUAAGUCCUGGGGUAAGUCCUGAGGUAUGGCCUGGGCUUUACGGAUUAAUCCACCACUGGAGAGCAGAGGAAUGUAUCUGUGUGUGUUUAUUAUGAGAGAACGCUGGAGGGACCAGAGACCCAGACACACCAGGACUAUGAAGAGACAGCAGAGUCUCUAUAAGAGACUACAACACAUCCAUACUCAGGCUCAACACACACAAGCACUCACAGGAGCACUGGAUUGUGGAUAAGAUGAAGAUUUCUGUCCGUAUUGGUGAAAUAUGCUGUUUAGUUCUUUUGUAACACAUUGAGCCUAUUGUUUUAUUGUUAUAAAGUUUUCACUGGAUAUUAUAUCAUUUUAGACAUUCAUGUUUUGACACUCUUUAAUGUGUUGAGACUCAUUGUUACUAUAACACAGAAACCGCUGACCUGCCGAGUUUAAUGUGUCUCAUGUUGAAGUUUGAGGCCAUUAAAUGUCUGUUUUGAA
This is a messenger RNA of Notolabrus celidotus (New Zealand spotty), 2209 nucleotides long. RefSeq names its product lysophosphatidic acid receptor 4 (gene lpar4). The coding region runs from base 553 to 1617 and encodes 354 amino acids. Gene Ontology annotation, molecular function: lysophosphatidic acid receptor activity. Gene Ontology annotation, biological process: phospholipase C-activating G protein-coupled receptor signaling pathway; positive regulation of Rho protein signal transduction. The transcript is spliced from 3 exons. Gene Ontology annotation, cellular component: membrane. The record is from RefSeq and is a predicted model, not a curated record. Lineage: Eukaryota; Metazoa; Chordata; Actinopteri; Labriformes; Labridae.